Messenger RNA from Oryctolagus cuniculus (rabbit), 2902 nucleotides. It is a transcript of the gene NKX1-2, whose product is annotated as NK1 homeobox 2. Gene Ontology annotation, molecular function: DNA-binding transcription factor activity, RNA polymerase II-specific; RNA polymerase II cis-regulatory region sequence-specific DNA binding. The record is from RefSeq and is a predicted model, not a curated record. NCBI's taxonomy places the organism in Eukaryota, Metazoa, Chordata, Mammalia, Lagomorpha, Leporidae. Gene Ontology annotation, cellular component: nucleus. Gene Ontology annotation, biological process: regulation of transcription by RNA polymerase II; cell differentiation.
GGCGGCGCGAAUCCCGCUCGCCGCUGGAACGCUGCGGCCAGAGCCAGAGUGGAAGGGGCGCGGGCGAGUGGCCCUCCUAGGACCUGCGGGCGGUGGGCAUGCUGGCAUGGCAGGACGGCGGGGCCAAGGCGGCCCCUGCCCACCACAAGAUCUCCUUCUCAGUCCUCGACAUCCUGGACCCGCAGAAAUUCACGCGCGCUGCGCUCCCUGCCGUGCGCCUCGCUCCCCGGGAAGCCAAGAAAAGUUUGGGGGAGGUCGAAGCGGGAAAGGACGCUAGCCCCGGGCACCUGGUGCGACAGCAGGAAUCCCCCGAUGCUGCGGGCCAAAGCGCCGGCCCGGCGUCCCCCUUGGAGGGCUCGGAGGCCGAGGCGGAGGAGGAGGACGAAGAGGACGCGGGGCGGCCGCGGCGGCGGGAGCCGGCUGCGCGCUCUCCGGAGGCCCGGGCGGCGGCGCUGGCGGCCGGGCAGCGCCGCGCGGACGGCGGGGGCGGUCCCGUGGGCUCCCCGGGCUCUCCCGGCUCCCCGCGGCCCCGGCGCCGGCGCGCCGAGCCCAGCUGCGCCAAGCCGCGGCGCGCGCGCACGGCCUUCACCUACGAGCAGCUGGUGGCCUUGGAGAACAAGUUCCGCGCCACGCGCUACCUGUCGGUGUGCGAACGCCUGAACCUGGCGCUGUCUCUCAGCCUCACCGAGACACAGGUCAAAAUCUGGUUCCAGAAUCGCAGGACCAAGUGGAAGAAGCAGAACCCGGGCGCCGACGGCGCGGCGCAGACCGCGGGCGGCCCGCCCCAGUCUGGGACGCCCGGGGCCGCGGCGGGGGCCGGCGGCGGCGCGGGGGGCAGCCCAGGCCCUCCGGGCCCCGGCGCGCUGCCCUUCCAGACUUUCCCCUCCUACUCGGCGGCCAACGUGCUCUUCCCGGCCGCUGCCCCCUUCCCGCUGGCGGCGGCGGCCGGGAGCCCCUUCGCGCCCUUCCUCGGGCCCUCCUACUUGGCCCCCUUCUACGCCCCGCACUUAUGAGCCCGGAGCUCAUCGGGGUGCUCACGGCGUGGGGUCUCGAGGCGAGGGAUCGGCAGGGCCGUGGGCCCCUCCACGGAGGACAACGACGCGCUCGGGGAUCUGCGCGCCCCUUCCCUUCCCGCCGCCGGAUACGCCGGCAGAGGGCGGGAGCAGCCUUGGUCGCGUCCGGGCCUCAGAGGGUCAAGGAUGCGUCCGGUGUGAACGCGUCGGCAGUCGGAGGCUGCCCUCAGACCCUUCUCUCUUCCAGGCAGGCUUAAUUCGGUUCCAGGGCUUUUGGGGGAGGUCUGGGUGUCCGGGGUGGGGCCAGCAAAGGUGCCAGGAUGGAGACCCGAGGGAGCCGCGACGUCCUGCGCACCUGGGGUGGAGUCAGCGAAUGGCUCUCGCGGAGGGUCCGGCGCUUUCCCCUGCCCUCCUCACGCCGGCACCCAGCGACUGCUCGCAGAGCCCAGGCAAAGCCCAGGAGGAGUCGGCCGACAGGCGCACCCUGCUCUGGGGAAUCGAGUGUUUCUAGAUCUCCGUUUAAGAUGUGGACUCGAGCCAGACACGGGUGCUGGCUGCACCUGUCACCGGAGGCGCAGGUGGGCGCAGGGCAAAGGAUAAGGAAGGGCGCCAGGGCUCCCCCACGAGUGUCACGGGGCCCAGACACCAGGCUGCCGGUUUGGAGGCGCCUUGUUGGAUGUUUGAUACUUCAGUCCAGGGAUCCCCAGGAGAUAAGCAGGUUGGGGAGAACCAGCUGUGGCCACACCCACCAGUUUUUUUUUUCUUUAUUACUAUUUUUAAAAAGCACAAACUUUACAUUUCUGCAUCGCAUCUAAGAGUCUGACCUGAAAGUAAUUUUUGUUCCAGACUCCUCCUGAGAGUGAAUAAACAAGUUUGUUAGGAAAGGAAUUAUUCUCGGGUGUUCAGAGCUGUGGCAAAUCCCAGAAGCACGUGCACAAUGGAUCCAACCGUGGGAACUGUGUACGUGGGCGUUCUGCUUCUAUCAACCUCCCUUUAAAAAUGAAGAUUAAAAUCCUGUAAAUUUCCCUUGCCAGUUUUGUUUGACCACUCUUCCGUUAGAUUUCUCUGUGAAGUGCUCUUGGGGCCCAGGUCUCAAAACCCAGGUGUCCCCAAGAUGCCAGGCGCGUGCUAGUCUCACCUCGACGUCCCGAGCUCAGCCACUACUUGCAAGGACACCAUAUACCCUGGCUAUUUUCUGACAGCCUGUGCCAUUAAUAAUUAACUUUGAGGCUCAAGUGUUUUCAGAGUCAAAGCAGGUGGUUUGGUGUUAGGAACACAUUAUGUUAUUGUUAUAUUGAAAUGUCUAGUUCUGUUAUUUUCAAGAAUGAUAGAAAAUAUCACCUUUCCCAAACUCAAGGGAGACUAACCAUUCAUGUGGCACCCAUCAGAUUAAUGAGUGUGUAUUAUUAAAUGAUGCAUUAUUUGCUAGUUAGACUCCUUUCCAUCUAAUUUAAAGAGGAAAAAUGUCCCCAAACUACACACUAUAACUUUCUAAAAGAAAAAAAAAAAGGAUGGUGCCAGGUGAGAUUAAAAAUUAGGUUGCUGUCAUAGAGAAUAUUGUGUUCUUCACCUCCCUUGUUGGGAAGCCCUCUGGGGACUAUUUGCCGGUUUCUCAAAAGCAGCAUCCCGUGUAUGUGGACAGGCAGCUCACCUGCGCGCUCACCGGCAAGCUGCAAUGGGAGGGCCAGAACGUCAGACUUGAGAGGGAGGGUGUGGGGGCCCCAUCUGUCCGUGACCAGCGUUUGUGCUGUGGUUCCUGACUUCUCCAGGUUGUCACAGGCUAACACUUGGGCCUGUGACUAGACUUCUGUUCUCAAAGUCCCGGCGGCUUUUCAACCAAAUCCUCAGAUGCAAUCUAUCAGUGUGUUUGUCUAAUAAAUUCUUUUUAU